GUGUUCAAGACUCCGCCGCUGCCUGCUCUCUGUCCUCAGCGAGUUCAACACUUCUGCCUUUCCUUUGUGGAGAUCGACAGCUGCUGCCCAAAACAAAGAAUCAUGGUCCAAGCUAAGACCUGGGUCCUGACCAAGCACUUUGAUGGCUUCCCAAAGGACAGCGACUUUGAGCUGAAGGUGGAGGAGCUCCCUGCACCCAAGGAUGGGGAGGUGCUUUUGGAAGCAGUGUUUCUCAGUGUCGACCCAUACAUGAGGCCGUUCAGUAGAUUUCGCAUGAAUGAAGGCGAUGUGAUGAUCGGAACUCAAGUGGCCAAAGUUAUUCAAAGUAAUAACGCAGCAUUUCCCGUGGGAAGCCACGUUGUUGGUCGCGGUGGCUGGAGAACCCACACAGUCUGCGACGGGACCGACCUCAUUCCCAUCAUGCCUGAAUGGCCACAAGACGUCUCGAUGUCCCUGGCUCUGGGUGGCAUCGGCAUGCCGGGGCUGACGGCUCUGUACGGGAUAGAAGAAGUCCUGGGGCUCCAGAAGGGCGAGACCCUGCUGGUGAACGCUGCGGCCGGGGCGGUGGGCUCCAUCGUGGGUCAGAUCGCCAAGAUAAAGGGCUGUAAGGUGGUGGGCUCGGCGGGGUCUGAUGCCAAGGUGGCUUUCCUCAAAGAGCUGGGCUUCGAUGAGGCCUUCAACUACAAGACUGUUGGUUCCCUGGAGGAGGCGCUGAAGAAGGCGUCUCCAGGCGGAUAUGACUGCUUCUUUGAAAAUGUGGGAGGCCCUUCUUCAACUAUUGCCAUGCAACAGAUGAAGGACUUUGGAAGAAUAGCCGUGUGUGGAGCUAUUUCCACAUACAAUGACACCGCGCCACAAACAGGCCCGUACCCCCACCUGACCAUGAUCAUCAAGCAGCUGAAGGUGGAGGGCUUCAUGCAGAGCAGGUGGGAGCACAAGCACCCCGAGACCCUCAAGAGGCUGAUGGGAUGGUUGAAAGAGGGCAAACUGCAGUGUCGGGAGCACAUCACAAAAGGCUUUGAAAAGAUGCCGGCUGCUUUCAUGGGAUUACUGCAGGGAGAGAACGUGGGCAAGGCUGUCGUCGCAGUCUGAAGCAGAACGUGAGAUCAACGCAGAAGAAUCAGUAUUAACAUCUGACUCCAUAUUACAGAAUACACACAUGAAGGACGAAGCAUCAGACGGUUACAACUAACUUCUUACACAUUAACCAUGGGAGGAAAUGUGAUUUAUCUUUUUGAGCAUUAGUUCGGGAUUCAUUGUUAGAGUUUAAUAACAAUGAGUAAGAGUUUUAUGAAACUCUGGUCUGUUUGGAUUUUCAUUCAUUGUAAAGCACAUUUUCUUAUAAUGCAUUUAAAGGGGGGAGAAAUGAAAAAAGUUACUUUUAAAAAAUCAGGUUUGGAGACACAAAUCUGAGCAUUUCUUCCUCAAAUAUUAGCACUUACUGACUAUGUUUGACUAAUUUUCAAAGUUUUGAAAGUACCUUCUGCUGCUGAUACAUUCAUACAUCAUCCACUGUUACUUGUUAGAGGUUUUGUAUAAGAAAUAAAAUUGGGACUUUUUUCCA
Messenger RNA from Centropristis striata (black sea bass), 1564 nucleotides. Its product is annotated as prostaglandin reductase 1-like. The record is from RefSeq and is a predicted model, not a curated record. The coding region runs from base 103 to 1092 and encodes 329 amino acids. Gene Ontology annotation, biological process: prostaglandin metabolic process. NCBI's taxonomy places the organism in Eukaryota, Metazoa, Chordata, Actinopteri, Perciformes, Serranidae. The transcript has 9 exons. Gene Ontology annotation, molecular function: 15-oxoprostaglandin 13-reductase [NAD(P)+] activity; 2-alkenal reductase [NAD(P)H] activity. Gene Ontology annotation, cellular component: cytoplasm.